AUGUCGGUGCGCGUAGACCAUCGGGAUCGUGACCGAUUUUCGAGACACUCUUCGCGCGCUUCCGUAGAUCUCGCUUUUCCAAGUAGUUCCACCCGCGAGCAUUCCAUUCGCUCGGUGCAUUCAGCGCGAGUUCCAAGAGCUGCUAGCGAUGAUUUGAUGGUGCCCGUGCGCACGCUGCGUUCAGCUUCAUGUCGUGUUACACCUGGUGCCCCUCACCGUUUACGCCGUCACCAUUCUUCGGCAGCCGAAUGCGAACGCGCACGGCGAUCUCGUCGCCAUACUCUCGAGUUACCAAACAGCCGCGGUCCUAGCGUCCGGAGCCGCUCCCCGGAGCCUCCACCACCUCCGCCAGAGCCCGAAGUUCCCCCCGAAGAUGCUGGCAAAGAAGCGAGGAGGCGGCGCGUAGUGGCUGCUGUAGCCGCCUCGUUCUUCGCAUUAGCGCUGGCAUCGGUGCUCGUCGUGGUGGUGACGCUGACUCACAGCUCUGUUCUGCGAGCUCACAACCAAACGGCCAAGUACUACACGUUCUCCGUGCCGCCGCACCAUCCUCUCAGUGAGCCCCGUUCAUGUUGCCCCACCGUCGCCCCUCCCGCUUCGCAUGCGACUGUCUCCGACCCUGAGUGCCAGGGGCUGCGAACGUCGCCGCGUCGCCUCGUCUGCUCACCGCCACCAUAUGCGGUAUAUAAUAAUAUUGUGAAGUACACACAUUAA
Molecule: messenger RNA, 711 nt
Organism: Diatraea saccharalis (sugarcane borer)
Lineage: Eukaryota; Metazoa; Arthropoda; Insecta; Lepidoptera; Crambidae
Source: the annotation of a GenBank genome assembly